CACUGGCCCUCAUGUGGGAUCCGAACUCGGGUUCUGCUGCUCAGAGCGUCCCAAGUCAACUCCUAACGCGUCACUCGGCUGCCCCGAGGGUGGUUACUCUUAUUUCAAAGGUGUGUUAACCAAAUGCACAGAAACCAUGGACAAGGUUUCUUAAGGCAAAGAUAAGCCAUUUAUGGAAGAAACUGUAUGCCUGUGGAGUGACCACAGGCCAUGACCUGCCCAGUUAGGAAUUUAUGGUCAGGUUAGUCAGGUUACUUUCUCUAGAACUCCUUUUUCGCCCAAACUUGUAAAUAUUAAAGUAAAGGAUUCCUUGAAAGCGCUCAGACUUCAAGUUCCUAUUGCUCACUGCAUUGCCAUUUUACAGACCAGCAAACUGAGACUCCCCACUGGACUUAUCCAAGCCUCCCAAGUUGGGCAGCCUUGGCGGGGUAAGGCGGUCUGGAGCUGGGACAGUACAGCUUCCUCACAGGCGCCUAGGACACUAGCAGCCCAGUUAAAUCUACAGCGCCAUGGACUCUAGGGGAAGCAGCAUUCCUAACCAGCCCUGGUGGCGCUCCUCACCAAACUGGAAAUGUUCCUCCUGGAACUACAACUCCCGACAGCCCAUGCGACGCGUCCCGGUCGACGCCGGGUGGAGCGUCCGCCAUUGUCUGCGGCCGAGGUGAGGCGGUUGCCGUGGUGGUGGGGCCCUGGAGCUCCGGGAGAACUGACGGGAAGAGGAGUCGCGCGCGGCUGGGCAGAACCUUGGAGCAAAACAAAAGCCGAACGCCCCGGCGAAGCGCCCCGGAGCAGAGAAGUCGCCUGCAAAGAGCGGCGGGAACCAGCCGUAGGGGGAGGCCGGCAGCUGCUAACCAGGUUGGUAUUGCAGCUGCUUUCUUUAUAUCACUGGAAUCCAGUGCUCCUGGCACGCGUCUGGUUAAUUAAUCCUGUGGGAUGGCUGCCAUCAACCCAUGGGCCUCCUGGGGUGUCUUUACAGACCAGUCCUGGGGGAUGGCAGCAGUUGACCCAUGGACCUCCUGGGGAACCAGUGACCUUCCGGGACGUGGCAGUAGACUUCACCCAGGAGGAGUGGGGGCAGCUGGGCCCCGCCCAGAGGACCCUGUACCGUGACGUGAUGCUGGAGACCUACGGGCACCUGCUCUCUGUGGGGAAGCAGAUUGCCAAGCCUGAGGUCAUCUCCCUGUUGGAGCAAGGAGAAGAGCCAUGGUUGGUGGAUCACAUAUAUCCUCAGAGCACCUGUCCAGAAAUGAUGAGAAAACUUGAAAGCAAAGCAUUGAUCCCAACGCAGAGCAUUUUUGAGGAAGAACAAUCCCAUAACUUGAACGUAUGGGAUGAUCCUUGGUUCUCCAAGUUAGAAAUUUUGGGAUGUAAAGACCAAUUAGAAAUGUACCACAUGAGCCAGAGUACAGCUAUGAGGCAGAUGGUCUUCAUGCAAAAGCAAGUACUAUCUCAAAGAGGCUCUGAGUUCUGUGAACUUGGGGCAGAGUGUAGCCAGAGCUUAAACUUUGUUCCAUCUAAGAGAUUUUCUCAAAUAGAACAUUUCUAUAAGCCUGAUACAAAUGCUGAAAGUUGGAGAUGUAAUUCAGCCAUAAUGUAUGCAGAUAAGAUUACUUGUGAAAGUAAUGAUUAUGACAAAGCCUUCUGCCAGUCUGUGCAACCUAUUCACCCUUCAAGGAUGCAAACUGGAGAUAACCUUUUCAAAUGUACUGAUGCUAUUAAAUCUUUCAAUCAUAUACUACAUUUUGGUGAUCAUAAUGGAAUGCAUACAGGAGGAAAACUCUAUGAAUAUAAGGAAUACCAUCAAAUCUUUAACCAGAGCCCAUCCUUUAAUGAACAUUCAAGACCUCAUAUUGGAGAAAACCAGUAUGGUUACAAAGAAUAUGAGAAUAUCUUUUACUUCUCAUCCUUUAUGGAGCAUCAAAAAAUUGGCACUGUAGAGAAAGCAUAUAAAUACAAUGAAUGGGAGAAAGUCUUUGGGUAUGACUCAUUCCUCACUCAACAUACAAGCACUUACACUGCAGAGAAACCCUAUGAAUACAAUGAAUGUGGGACAUCGUUCAUCUGGAGCUCUUAUCUUAUCCAGCAUAAGAAAACUUAUACCGGAGAGAAGCCCUAUGAAUGUGAUAAAUGUGGAAAAGUGUUUAGGAAUCGUUCAGCCCUUACUAAACAUGAACGGACUCACACUGGAAUAAAACCCUAUGAAUGUAAUAAAUGUGGAAAAGCCUUCAGCUGGAAUUCUCAUCUUAUUGUGCAUACGAGAAUUCAUACAGGAGAGAAACCUUACGUAUGCAAUGAAUGUGGGAAGUCUUUCAACUGGAAUUCCCAUCUUAUUGGACAUCAGAGAACUCAUACUGGAGAGAAACCCUUUGAAUGUAGUGAAUGCGGGAAAUCUUUCAGCUGGAGCUCCCAUCUUAUUGCCCACAUGAGAAUGCAUACUGGAGAGAAACCCUUUAAAUGUGAUGAAUGUGAAAAAGCUUUUAGGGAUUACUCAGCCCUUAGUAAACAUGAAAGAACUCACUCUGGAGCAAAACCAUAUAAAUGUACUGAAUGUGGAAAAUCCUUCAGCUGGAGCUCCCACCUUAUUGCCCAUCAGAGAACUCACACGGGAGAGAAACCCUAUAACUGUCAGGAAUGUGGCAAAGCAUUCAGAGAACGCUCAGCCCUCACUAAACAUGAAAUUAUUCAUUCUGGAAUUAAGCCUUAUGAAUGUAAUAAAUGUGGAAAAUCCUGCAGCCAGAUGGCUCAUCUUGUUAGACAUCAAAGGACUCACACUGGAGAAAAGCCCUAUGAAUGCAAUAAAUGUGGGAAAUCUUUCAGCCAGAGCUGUCACCUGGUUGCUCAUCGGAGAAUUCAUACUGGUGAGAAGCCCUAUAAAUGUAAUCAAUGUGAAAGAUCCUUUAACUGUAGCUCUCACCUUAUUGCGCACCGGAGAACUCACACUGGAGAGAAACCAUAUAGGUGCAACGAAUGUGGGAAAGCAUUUAAUGAGAGUUCGUCCCUUAUUGUACAUCUGAGAAACCAUACUGGAGAAAAACCCUACAAAUGUAGUCAUUGUGAGAAGGCUUUUUGUAAGAAUUCUUCUCUUAUUAUUCAUCAGAGAAUGCACAGUGGAGAGAAACGCUUUAUAUGCAGUGACUGUGGAAAAGCUUAUAGUGGUCACUCAGCCCUGCUUCAACACCAGAGGAGCCAUAGUGAAGAGAAACUCUGUGAAUUGAAUUGAAUGAAUUUUUGAAUGAAAGAUUUUCUUUCGUACAUUUGAUAACACAUUGAAGAAAAAACCCUUACAAGUAUAAUCAAGAGGGGAAAUUUUUUAGUAAGAGUUCAAUAAGACUUCUCCCCUUAUUACUAAAUAGAAAAUAUCUUCUUAGAAGAAACGUAUGAAUAAAAAGAAUAGAAGAAAACUUAGCAGAUCUGUAGCCCUUAUUUAACCUCAGAUAAUUACAGUGAAGAAAACUCCAAACUCCUCUUGUGGUCCACCAGCAAUCCUACUUAAGGAACUUGAAUGUAGGGAAUGAGACAUAUUUUAGUAAGAGGUCUUAACUAUUUAUGGAUCAGAGUGCAUUGUUAAGAGAAAAACCUUAUGCUAGGAAAAGGAGGAAACAUACUGUUUUGCAUCAAGCUGGAGAUUUACAAUAACAUUUUGUGCAUAAUUAUGGAAAUACAGAUUCUGUUAUUAUAAUGUGAGGGUCUAGGUGCCCUUUAAGGAAUAGAAUAUGGAAUACUAAAUCUGAAUUUAAGAAAAAAAAUAGUAUUGAAUGAGAUAUUUACUGAUGAUAAAGAUUAACCUUAGAAAAUAUUAGUAAAUGAGAUUUCUAAUGGUGGAAAUGUUAUUGCCUAGAAGUAUGAGACUGAUGUUGUUGGAACAAAUGGUGAUACUUUAUAACCCAGUAUGUUGUUGUCCGUGGUUUACUCAUUCCUGCAUUGUUGGACAUUAGUUAUUUGUUUUAGGCAAUCACUAUAAGUUAUAAUUAUGGACACUGCAUCAAUAUACAUAACCUGAAGGAAUAAAAAGGACACAGAGUUGUAUAUACAUAUCUACUAUGAUACCCAAAAAAUGUAUAUGGAUAAGGACUGAAAAGACCCAUGGAGAAAUUAACCCAGUUAAUUUUUUAAAAAUUUAAUGUUUAACACAGCACUUACCAUGUGCUAGGCUUUGUUUCAAAUGCUUUUCAAAUAUUAACUUGUUCAAUCCCCUUAGUUCUAUAAGAUAGGUUCUAUUAUUAUGCUAGUUUUACAAAUGGAGAAACUGAGGUGGAGAUGUUGAGAAACCUACCUAAGGACACACAGCUAGCAAGGAGUAACACUGAGAUUGUUUGACUCCAGAGUUCAUGUUUUUAACCUCUGUGUUACGCUGCCUCUCCAGUGAUUUUUUUCCCCUAAUAGUUUUUUCUUUUGUUCAGUGUUUCUAUAGUAGAUAUUUGAUAAUAAAAAUCAAGAAAUUUCUAAACAGUGAAAAAUAAAAUUACUUGGCUCUCUUUCCUGAAGGAUUUCUGGUAACAUGAGAGCUAAGCUCCCUUUGGAAUAUGAAGUCUGGACUGGACAUUCAGGAGGACUGCAUUUUCUGGGACCUGGGUUUCCUAGAAUUUUACCACCCACAACCUUGAGGAUUACAGCAGAAUGGGCUGGGAGACGCUCUGGAGGUUUGGGCAAGUCAGAGGAAUGCUUGAUGGGGCAGAGGGCAGGAGAUGCCACUGCAUAUGGGAGCACCAUUUCACAAGUUGUUUUUAUCUUCUCUAGAUGAAAAGAUUGCUUGAUCACAGGAUUCAGAAGUCCUUGUGGAGUGCUCUCUGAGUGCUCACAGGGGGAAGGGGGCAAGAUGGAUAGGAGGACUUGGGUGGCUUCUCUCUAGUUUACAAAUAUGCCUGUUAUUUCCCUAACAUAGGGCCAAAAAUCCUUCCUGGAUAGGCUUCCAGGGUAUUCAUUAGAAAUCCAGGGUAUAAAAGGUUCAUGUAGGUCCACGACGCCUCAGUAGUUGACAAACAGUGGCCUUCUGGUGUCAGGAGAUGCUGUAUUCACCAUAUGACUGUUGUCUCUGGAGCUUACAUAGGUAAUAAUCUGAUCCCCUAUCUUUCAGGGCUUAAUGCAUUGUGUCACCCAAUAAAUGUUGCAGGAGUAAAUGUAAUUGAAUGAAAUUUUCAUGUGAUUUGAGCAAAGACCAGUGGAGAGAAUCGAGUUAGCAAUAUCAUCUCUAAGAGAACGCAGCCUAAUGUAUCAAGUGUCAUACUGCCAAUAUGUGGGUAUUGUGUUCUAAUACCCAAUGUAAUAAAUACACUGAGUGAAUCCAGAUUCUCUGACUUAGGGACUCCAAGAGGUUUUAUAAGUCACACACAAUAUUCCACAAGCAUCCUGUCAAGUUAUUCUAUAACUUAUCAAGAUUAGUGUCUUUUAAAAACCCUUGAACAAACCUUACCUCACAGGCGCUCCUGACAGACAACUUUCCUUCCUGUU
Molecule: messenger RNA, 5448 nt
Organism: Hipposideros armiger (great roundleaf bat)
Lineage: Eukaryota; Metazoa; Chordata; Mammalia; Chiroptera; Hipposideridae
Gene: ZNF606
Product: zinc finger protein 606
Exons: 7
Coding region: 572-3220 (882 amino acids)
Biological process (GO): regulation of immune system process; negative regulation of transcription by RNA polymerase II; regulation of cytokine production
Cellular component (GO): nucleoplasm
Molecular function (GO): RNA polymerase II cis-regulatory region sequence-specific DNA binding; DNA-binding transcription repressor activity, RNA polymerase II-specific
Source: RefSeq, a predicted model, not a curated record